AUGACUGCAUCGUACUGCACGUGUUCCGGGUGCUCUUACAAUGCGAACGCGCCUGGAGAGCUUCCGACCCAGAUUCUCGAGGCCAAUGGCUUCCCCUCGGAGCUCCUCCCCGCGCACGAGGUCGCGCAUUGCGACGGCGCGAUCACGGGGCCUUUCUCGAUCAACCUCAAGCGUCCGAUAGACGCCGUGAUUGACGGCUAUAACGUGCACUACGAUCAGCACAUAAGCGGAGUGGUCGAGCACGUUCUCCCCUCCCCACCGUGGUCCGUGUCCUCUCACUGCCCCCUCUCCCACCUUCGCUCCCGCUAUCCUCCCACCAACCCUACCCUGUCCGCGUUGACAGGCCCUCCUCCCCCUACACUCUCCCCUCUUUCCCCCCUCCCGUGUUCCCUACUUUCCCCUCCCCUUGCCGCACACAUCUCGCCUCUCCGAGUCUCCACCACCGCCACACAUUCCCCUUCCCCCGACAACAUCCCAUGGCUGGGAAGGAGUCCCUGUCGUUUCAGCUACCGCUGCUGA
Molecule: messenger RNA, 519 nt
Organism: Closterium sp. Naga37s-1
Lineage: Eukaryota; Viridiplantae; Streptophyta; Zygnematophyceae; Desmidiales; Closteriaceae
Source: the annotation of a GenBank genome assembly